CAGUUGAAGACGGGACGGCACGGCCGACGCAGGCCGCAGCGCUCCGCCCCGCCACGCCACGCCCCGCCGCGCUCAGCCGCGCAGUCCGCCGCCGUUGUCUGUCCAGCGCAGCGCGCAGAUUGCGAGGUCCAUCGCCAUUCCCCCGCGAGUGUCACGGCGAGCGGGGCAGCGUGCGAGUAGCGAGUCGCCGUCUCGGCGAGAGAUGUGAAGUCCGCGAGCCCGCGAGUGAGACUGUGUGUGUGUGCGAGUGACGCGGGCGCCCGCAGCCAAGGGACCGUAACCUUACAUUUGAGGUUAGGUUCGUCUGUUUGUUUUCAAGUGAAGUCGGGAACAAGACAGUCAAGAUGCCGAACGUGAUGUCGAGGGUUUUGGACAGCACGGCCGCCAAGUACAACAUACCCAGAGAGUACUUGUCGAAGACCAUACUGGGCACUGCUGUGUGUUUGUACGGCAUCAAGUUGGGCUAUCCAUUAAUACAACAACUCUGCAAGAAAAGUGUCACAUUAAAUGGUGUGAAGGACGUGAAGGGCAGUCGGACUCGAAACGGCACUGUAGUUCCUGCUAAUGGUCAAGAUGUGUCUACGAACAAUAACGAACAUGUGGCCAAUGGCAAGACUGUUGACAAUGGGAACAAAGGGCCAGCCACAAAGGAAAGACGCUCUUCACCAGCUGUCAACCAAGAGUUUUUACUACAAUUGGAAAAGCUUAUACGCAUCAUGAUUCCUGGACUGUGGUGUGGCGAAGUUGCUCUUCUGUCAGUUCACACAUUAGCUCUUUUUACUCGUACUUUCUUGUCAAUAUAUGUGGCGUCCAUGGAAGGACAAAUUGUGAAAUUUAUUGUGCGUCGAGACAUCUGGAAUUUCUCUAUUAUGCUGAUGAAGUGGCUGGGAGUAGCAGUGCCAGCUACGUUUAUCAACUCCAUGAUCCGCUAUUUAGAGAAUAAGCUGGCUCUAGCAUUCAGAACUCGGCUGGUGAACCACGCCUACUCCAAGUACUUCGCCGACCAGACCUACUACCGCGUGUCCAACCUGGACGGGCGCAUCGAGAACGCGGACCACCGGCUGACGGACGACAUCACGGCCUUCACGUCCUCGGUGGCGCACCUGUACUCGCACCUCACCAAGCCGCUGUUCGACUGCGCGCUCAUCGGGCUGGCCCUGGCUCAGUCCAGUCGGCGCAUGGGCGCCAACAUCAUUCCGGGCCCGCUGCUGGCGUGCGUUGUGAUCGGCGCCACCGGCCAGAUCCUCAAGGCGGUGUCGCCCAAGUUCGGCCUGCUGGUGGCCGAGGAGGCCAACCGGAAGGGCUACCUGCGCUCGAUCCACUCCAGGGUCAUCACCAACGCCGAGGAGAUCGCGUUCUACGGCGGCCACAAGGUUGAGCUGACCCACCUGCAGAGGGCCUACCAGACUCUAGUCCGCCAGAAGAACUACGUCUUCCAGCAGCGCCUCUGGUACGUGAUGUUGGAGCAGUUCCUCAUGAAGUACGUCUGGAGCGGCACCGGCAUGGUCAUGGUAGCGCUACCCAUCGUCAUGGGCACGCGCCUGCAAGUUGGAACAGAAACCUCAGACAGUGGGGUGAGCGAGCGCACUCAGUACUUCACCACAGCUCGUAAUCUUCUGGUGUCUGGAGCUGAUGCGGUUGAGAGGCUCAUGUCCUCCUACAAGGAAGUUGUUGAAUUGGCCGGUUACACAUCUCGUGUUGGCGAGAUGUUGGAUGUCUUUGGAGAAGUUGGUGAAGGCCGUUACAAGCGGACCACCACCUCAGCAACUAAACAAAAUUCUAGAGGGACUGAUAGACUAGAGUUCAAAGAUGGGCAGCCUGUAGCAAAAGGCAAAAUCACUGAAUCUACAGAUGGAAGCAUCGCUCUUAUUGAUGUGCCCGUUGUCACACCAAACUGUGAUGUUGUAGUUCCAUCACUGACAUUGGUGAUAAAUCAAGGAAUGCAUCUCUUAAUAACAGGCCCAAAUGGCUGCGGCAAGUCUUCGAUGUUCCGUAUCCUUAGUGGACUUUGGCCUGUAUAUGCUGGUGAGCUAAAACGACCAAAAGACUGCUCCAUGUUCUACAUUCCUCAAAGGCCAUACAUGUCUCUCGGAUCUUUGAGAGAUCAAGUAAUCUAUCCAGACACAGUAGAGGAUAUGAAAAGGAAGGGGAUGACUGAUGAUGAUCUAGAACGUAGUUUGGCCCUUGUUCAUCUUUCCCAGUUGGUUCUCCGGGAGGGAGGCUGGGAUGCACAGGCUGAUUGGAAAGAUACUCUAUCGGGUGGGGAAAAGCAGAGAGUCGCAGUCGCUCGUCUAUUCUACCACAAGCCCAAGUUUGCUUUGCUGGAUGAAUGCACAAGUGCUGUUAGCAUUGAUGUUGAAAGUAACAUCUAUCAAGCAGCAAAGGAUGCUGGAGUUACCCUGCUCACUAUUACCCAUCGUCCGUCUCUGUGGAAAUUUCACAGUCAUAUUCUGCAGUUUGAUGGCGAAGGUGGAUGGAAUCUAUCUCCUCUUGACGCAAAGACUGCCAUGACUCUUCGACAAGAGAAGGCUCAUUUAGAGGCUCAGCUUGCAGAUAUACCUGUAGCCCAACAACGCCUCCAGGAGGUAUGUAAAGAACUAGAGGAUGAAGAGGAAAGAUUACUGUCAACGACUUGUAACUAGACAUCGUUUUAUGUUAUAUAUUGUCAAAAUAAUCAUGUGCUGUGCCACACGCAAGCUUUUAAUUACCUUGCCAGUCCUACAAGAACAAGAGUAAUGUUUCUUAAAACUCUUCAAAUCAAUCUAAAAUAUGUUCUAUCAUAUUUGCCAUUGUAUGUUUAAUAUUUCCUAUUCUAUCAAUUUGGAGAUUUUUGUGAUCUUUUACUAAUUAGGUAAAAUUUUGGCAUUUGGAGUGUGUUGACUCCAUGUAAAUAUUAGACUAUCUAUGAACUGUGUACAUUUUCUACUUGCUUUUUUAUUUUUUGUGCAAAUAUUGGUCCACAAGUGCCUUUUAUUGGUAUACUGUUUUCUUGCUUUUUUGUUUGUUUUCUAGAAAGGUGGAAGGAAAGUGUUUUCAUAAUGCCAAAAAGCAGUUGGAUAUGAAUAACAAUUACCAAACCUAGUCGGUGUUAGUAUGCUCUCUCAAUACACUUUGCUUUUCUGACAAUGAAAAAGCUCGGUUCUGACAACCAAUAAAUUCUUUGACGUUCCAAACUUUCAUUAUCUUGAUGAAUUAUUGCCACGUGCAAUUGCAACAAUAUUCUGCGCAAUUGGAUGAUUUGACAAAUUUUAGUAGACUUCUGCUUCAUUAGCUCCAAUUUUUCCACAUAGGUUAAAAUGUUUGAUACUAUUUUUUGCCUGUUAUAGACUCACAGUACUUCCUAAAUGAGAAAGGAAUUUUAGCUCCUAAUUGAUCGUAGUGAUAUGCAUUCUGAUCAUCAACAGGGUAGAAAUGUUUGUGUUUUAUCUGGAACAGUGUUUUUCUGGGAACUUGAAUGUGAUGUACUGAUGUAUCUCAAUCAUGAGAGACUUUAGAGCACUAGGAUUUAUGUUGAGGCGACAAAACUCUGUAUCCAUAGUUUGAUAUACAUAGUUUUGUUGCUUUGACAAGCUUUCUUAGUGUAGAAAUACGUAUUCUAGGAUAUAUUUUCAGGGUUUUAUUCUUAUGUAGAGAACAGCUGGUCUUUCUCUUCUUCCUGUAACAUUAGUUUUGUAGAAACUUUUCAUCGAUUUUAAAAAUAUCCAUCUAUGUAAUCAAAACUGUGUGUAACUUUUCAAAUUUUCUGUGCUCAGUAGGUAAUCUAAUCAACUCUUUCUUCAAUUUAAGCUAGUUCAAUCUUUUCAUUUCCAAAAGAAAAUAUCUAUUUUGUAAAGUCAGCAUUUUAUUUUGAAAAGGCUUGGGUGAAUGGAAAAUGUUCCUAAUCAUAAAAAAUUUUCACACGAAGUUUAAAUUGUAAGGUACAGUAUUCACCUGAGUAUAAGACCCCACCCUUUGGAUGGCCCAAUUUUAUUGGGAGAAGUUCUCAGAGUCUCCCCAUACACUUCUAAAGGAUUGUUAGUGGUAUGAAUGCUUGGUGACACCCCACACAUAUAAGACACCCCCUCCCCUCUCGCCCCUCUCGCCCCUCUCCCAUCUCUACUUUUUAACCAAAUUUUUUGUGGGGAAUAAAGGUGUUAUACUCAGCUAAAUACGGUAAUAUGAUGAUAUGCAUUAUGCUGUGUUACAAAAACUGUGAGGAAAGGCUUCACUUGCUUAGUUUCUUCAUCUGUUUGUAUUGAGUGAAAACCCGUGCAAGUGUAAACAUGUCCCUUGUUUUUUUAUAUUCUUAUGAAUUCCACAAGCUGCACUUGUAUGGAGUUUGGUCAUGAACAACCAAAAAAUUCUAUGAAUUUUGUGAAAAUUUGAAGAUUAUUUCAAUAUAACAGUACAAGUGAUUUGUAUUUUUAUUUGGAAUUACUGACUUGUAUCCCAUUUGUAAUUGAGAUCGUUCCAAAAUAUUGAUUAAAAUAAUAUUUUAGGAAUCCAUGACCUUCAGAUAGUGCACUUACUUAAAUUUUACUAUUUUAGUAUUACGUGAUAUUAUUGUAUUUCUGAUUGGUUUUAUUGUUAUUUUUGCAACAGAUGUUGAUGUGAUAUUAAUGAAUCGUAAGUCUAAACCAAUUUACAGUGAGUUAAAGCUUUAACUGUUUGUAUAUGUCUAUUUAUAUUUAACCACCUCUUGGGCAUUAAUCCAGUAUAUCACUAAUCAUGAGUGAUAAUAGGUUGGGCUCAAUAUCAAAUAUUCAUUCGUUCAGAUGGUAUUGAUAAUAAAUGUCCUUUGUACAUUCUA
Molecule: messenger RNA, 4789 nt
Organism: Frankliniella occidentalis (western flower thrips)
Lineage: Eukaryota; Metazoa; Arthropoda; Insecta; Thysanoptera; Thripidae
Gene: ABCD
Product: ATP-binding cassette sub-family D member
Exons: 11
Coding region: 345-2642 (765 amino acids)
Biological process (GO): long-chain fatty acid import into peroxisome; fatty acid beta-oxidation; peroxisome organization
Cellular component (GO): peroxisomal membrane
Molecular function (GO): ATP hydrolysis activity; long-chain fatty acid transmembrane transporter activity; ATP binding
Source: RefSeq, a predicted model, not a curated record